Molecule: messenger RNA, 2781 nt
Organism: Carica papaya (papaya)
Lineage: Eukaryota; Viridiplantae; Streptophyta; Magnoliopsida; Brassicales; Caricaceae
Product: Subtilase family protein
Biological process (GO): proteolysis
Molecular function (GO): serine-type endopeptidase activity
Source: RefSeq, a predicted model, not a curated record
CUGAUUUUUUCCUCCAAUUUCUGAGGAACCAAACACAGAUCACCAAUGGCUAUUUCCUCUGUCUUCUUCCUCUUCUUCCUCUCCAUUUUCCUCCUUCCUUCAACUCUCUUAUCAUCUGACCUUCCACACACUUUCGUCGUCCACGUCUCCGCAUCACGCAAGCCCUCACUAUUCUCCUCCCACCACCACUGGUACUCUUCCAUCAUCCAAUCUCUUCCUCCCUCUUCUCCUCCCGCUUCCAUCCUUUACACUUACCACCGGGCCACCAAUGGCUUCUCAGCUCGUCUUACUCCUCUUCAAGCUGCCAAACUACGGGACAUUCCUGGAAUCCUCUCCGUCCUCCCCGACCAGGCGCGUCAGAUUCACACCACACGUACUCCUCACUUUUUAGGCCUCGCCGAUGGUGUCGGACUCUGGGAGAAUUCUUAUUAUGGAGAUGGCGUCAUCGUUGGUGUCCUCGACACCGGAAUAUGGCCCGAACGUCCGAGUUUCUCCGAUUCCGGACUGUCUCCUGUUCCGGCGAACUGGAAAGGGGAGUGCGAGACAGGGCCUGAUUUUCCUGCUUCGGCUUGCAAUCGGAAGAUCAUCGGUGCUAGGCCUUUUUACAAAGGCUACGAGGCGCAUUUGGACGGAUCCAUUGACGAAACCAAAGAAUCGAAGUCGCCGCGGGAUACUGAAGGUCACGGGACACAUACAGCGUCGACUGCGGCCGGAUCUGUGGUGUCCAACGCAAGCUUCUUCCAGUAUGCAUAUGGAGAAGCUCGCGGUAUGGCGACGAAAGCUAGGAUUGCUGCUUAUAAAAUCUGUUGGAGUUCGGGCUGUUACGAUUCUGACAUACUGGCUGCAAUGGACCAAGCAAUUGCAGACGGUGUUCAUGUCAUUUCUCUGUCAGUAGGUGCCACUGGUUAUGCUCCUCAGUACUAUCAUGACUCUAUUGCCAUUGGAGCAUUUGGUGCGGUCCAACAUGGGAUUCUCGUUUCCUGCUCCGCCGGCAACUCUGGUCCUGGUCCCUACACGGCCGUCAAUAUUGCUCCAUGGAUUAUAACAGUCGGUGCUUCGACGAUUGACAGAGAGUUUCCAGCUGAUGCAGUUCUUGGUGAUGGAAGAAUCUUUAAUGGCGUGUCGUUGUACUCUGGGGAGGGAUUGGUUGAUUAUAAGCUCCCAUUGGUGUAUGCAGGUGAUUGUGGAAAUAGAUAUUGCUAUAUGGGGAGCUUAAGCCCAUCAAAAGUUCAAGGGAAGAUUGUUGUCUGUGAUAGAGGAGGGAAUGCUAGAGUGGAGAAAGGAAGUGCAGUGAAGCUUGCUGGUGGGUUAGGGUUGAUACUUGCAAAUACUGCAGAGAGUGGUGAAGAACUGAUAGCUGAUUCCCAUCUUAUACCAGCAACAAUGGUGGGUGAGAUUGCAGGGAAUAAGAUUAAAGAGUAUAUCAAGAUAAAUCAGUUUCCUACUGCAACAAUUGUGUUCCAUGGCACGGAGAUUGGAUCUUCACCACCGUCUCCCAAGGUUGCAGCCUUCUCCAGCCGUGGUCCGAACCAUUUGACACCGGAGAUUCUGAAACCCGAUGUUAUUGCUCCCGGAGUUAACAUCUUGGCUGGGUGGACUGGAUCCACUGGACCAACAGACUUGGACAUUGAUCCUAGGAGGGUUGAGUUCAACAUAAUCUCAGGUACUUCCAUGUCUUGUCCCCAUGUUAGUGGAUUAGCUGCUCUUCUUAUAAAAGCAUAUCCCAAUUGGUCCCCUGCUGCUAUCAAGUCUGCUUUGAUGACUACAGCUUAUACUUUAGAUAACUCAGGAAAGAACAUAAAAGAUCUUGCUACUGGUAAAGAAUCAACAUCUUAUAUUCAUGGUGCUGGUCAUGUAGAUCCCAAUAGAGCUCUUAAUCCAGGACUAGUUUAUGAUCUUGAUGUGAAUGACUAUGUUGCUUUUCUCUGUUCCAUUGGUUAUAGCUCUUCCCAAAUCUCCAUAUUUCUUAGAAAGCCUAUAAAUUCGAGUAUAUGCGAAACUAAAAGCUUAGAUACUCCUGGAAACCUGAACUACCCCUCAUUCUCUGUGGUUUUCAAAUCAAGUGAUAAUGUUGUAACAUACAAGAGGGUGGUGAAGAAUGUGGGGAGUUCAGCUGAUGCAGUUUAUGAGGUUAAAGUGAAUGCUCCUGUGAAUGUUGAAAUUGAUGUGAAGCCGACUAAGCUUGUGUUCAGUACUGAGAAACAAAGUUUGUCAUAUGAGAUUACGUUCAAGAGUAUUCUGUUGGAUGGUAGCUCAGACAAUUCUUUUGGGUCGAUCGAGUGGAGCGAUGGGGUUAAUUUAGUAAAGAGCCCCAUUGCCAUUAGAUGGCAUCAGGGUUCCAGGGAUUCCAUUUAGAAUUGCGAUAGAGAUUUUCUGGGACACUCAAAUCAAAAUCAGUGGAAGAUGGAUAGACAUUUAGUUGGACAUGGCUGUGUGCAGAUCAAGAAGAAAGGUUGGUGGGUUUUCAUUCUACCAAAUUAUUGAAUCAGGAAAUGAUUGUAGGUAAGCUGUCUUAGGAUAAUAAAGAAACCAAUGGGUUUAAUGUAAACUUAUUUGAUCAAAUUUAUCAUAAAUAUAAAAGUUGUGGAAUGGAAGGGUGAAGAUAAGAAGCAAAGAAAUUGCCAUUUCGUAUGGGUAUGCUGCAAAUUCAACUUGUGGGAAUGGAACUAUCUGAAUACAAAUACCGGCUUUGCUAGGCACUUUUAAUUUUAUUUUAUUUUGCUUUUACAAAAUCAUUGUUGUAUUUUACUCUAACAAUUUAAUAUAAACUGUGUUUCUAUA